AUGGAGGUGGUGGAACAAAAUAUUGAAAAUAAUGAACAAUAUGAUGUCGAAAGUGAGGCAAAUGACAAAUCUUCAGCUUCAAAUCCAGCUGAAAAUGAAAGCGAAGAACCACAAGAAGAAACUAAACGAACAAGACUUCUGAGAGCGGCCUUAUCAAAAGUUGUGCAGAAGUAUUUAUCUUCAAGCAGGUUGUCAUUGUUUGCAAAAGCAUACAAACCAGUGUUCAAGAAUAAUCCAAAGGAGUUGAAGUCUAUUGUUGAACAGCUCAAUCACUUUAUGGAAAAGGAUCUCACAAGUGAAAUAAAUAAAAUGUUUGAUGAAGAGAAUCUUCCUGAUAUCCUUCGUGAAUUCGAUAAGAUAAUUGCUGAAACACCAGACCCACCAAAGAAAAAAUGGAGACCUUCUGGCGACCCAGAGAAAGACCUGGCAGCCCACAUCGUCCCUGAAUACGAGAAUCACGCGUCCAAACUUGAAAAGAUCUUGAGUGACAUUGUUGAGGAGAACAAACAGCUGACGUCUGCUGUGUUGCAGCGUAGGAAGUGCCUUCUGGAUACCGUGAAGCACAUCCAGGUUAUCAAAGACGAGAUGACGCUGGUAAGCAAUACCAUCGACCUUGAGAACUGAUGAAUCGUUGUGGCUGCAACAUUAGGGAGGAUGGAAUUUAAAAUCUUGCUUGUCUUUGUUGACUGCUGCAACUAGCGUUAAGGCUGCUUUUUCUAUGAUAACUUGUAUAAAUACUUCUGGAUAAGGCAGUGAAGAUGGCUUUCUCUGAUCACCAAUGAAAAAUGAUGAAUAUUCAUUGUAGAUCCUGAAGUUUAUCUUUUGCUCAAUGUGUACAUUUAUUAUCUAUUGGCUUUUUUGAAAUGUCCUUCAAGAGAACAAUUACGGUAUGUCAGAAAAUUGACUGAGCAUUUUCAGUUCCAAUUACUUUUAUUGUACGUGAAAUUCACAAUUCACUUUUUUGAAACUCACUAUCUACACUAUCUACAUUACAUCUUAAUACAGUUGGUAGAACUACAAAAAGAGGUAUUCUACUUGCAUUGCAAUAUGGCAAUCUGCUGAUGAGGUUUAUUGUCGAGGUUGGUUGGUCCACAGGACUAUGAUAUUUUACCCUAACAACACCUGUACACCUGUGCGUACUGUUGAAUCUGAUCACCGUGGCAUAGCAAUGUACUUGCAAGAACCAGCCUUGCCAGAUAUCAACUUCUGUUACCAAUAAAGCUUGAACAUAAAAUUAAUGUCUUGUCCACAAUAAAGUGUCACGUCUCUUUAGGACGUGAAGAGUUACCAUCAGUGUAAAUCUUGUAGGUUACCCGAAGCCAUAUUUCAGUAGCCUGGUUAUGUGCACCCUACAUCGCCUUUAAGCGCUGCACAAACGAGUGAUUUAUGUUGCUGCGACCUACGAUUAUAAUCGCUGCUCUGUGCGACAAAAACAUCUCUCCACUUUCAGUAAAACCGGUAAUUGCCAGGUUUGAUAUUGAUUGCACUCACUGAUUCUUGUCACAGGCACCUGAAAUGACAACUGCAAACAAGCAUUUUUUGUUGCAUGCAAUCAUGAUUGCAGGUUGUAGUGAUUAAA
Molecule: messenger RNA, 1579 nt
Organism: Lineus longissimus
Lineage: Eukaryota; Metazoa; Nemertea; Pilidiophora; Heteronemertea; Lineidae
Product: polyamine-modulated factor 1-like
Exons: 5
Coding region: 1-624 (207 amino acids)
Biological process (GO): chromosome segregation
Cellular component (GO): MIS12/MIND type complex
Source: RefSeq, a predicted model, not a curated record